Molecule: messenger RNA, 2763 nt
Organism: Pyrus x bretschneideri (Chinese white pear)
Lineage: Eukaryota; Viridiplantae; Streptophyta; Magnoliopsida; Rosales; Rosaceae
Product: S-type anion channel SLAH2-like
Exons: 5
Coding region: 776-2584 (602 amino acids)
Biological process (GO): transmembrane transport; intracellular monoatomic ion homeostasis
Cellular component (GO): membrane
Molecular function (GO): voltage-gated monoatomic anion channel activity
Source: RefSeq, a predicted model, not a curated record
UACAUUUCGAGAAGGGAAUGCACUUACUGACAAAUUAGUCAAUUUAGGACUUCUCUUGUCUUGACUUGUUUGGCAAGUCGCUCGUCCUACAAAGAUUCUUCAUUUUCUAAUUUCAAAUUUCUUGGGCAUGUUGGCCUACAUGGUUUAUCUACCCUUCUUGGUGUGUGAUUUUCUUUUUUACCUAAUAUUUUUGGAUUCUUUUUGUUUUGCAGCAGCUUUUUAUCUUUUAGGUUUUAUUUUGAAGGAGUUUGGUCUUAUUCCCUCCCUUUUUUUGGUAUUUUCCUUUUCAAGAAGGGUAAGAUUUGUCCCCGACUCCCCUCUCUUUUUCUUUGAUUUUUUUUUUUCUUCAGGAAGGGAAAGGUUUUUUCCUGAAAUCUGAUUUUCUUGCUUUAUGAGAAGUAAGAUUUAAGUCCCAUUGACAAAGUGUAACUUGUCUUUUUCAUAUCAAUAAAAUUCCCUCAAGAUUUAGAAAAAAACGUGUAGGUCGGCAUCGGUGUAGUUUUUAGCUUGGUUUGACAUAUGUGUAUUUACUUGUAGUGCAAUUAAUAAAAUGAAUUUUUUACUCAUGAGUCGUGAAACAUUUUUUUUCACAUUAUUUAUUUGUUCAACGUUUAGUAUAAAAAACUUGAUAUCACAUUCAGAGCACACCAUGUUUGAUGUGCCUAUAUAUACAUGAUAAAUUGUUAAUUACACUGCACCAGGAAAGAGUGCUCAUCUGUUUAUGUACUGCAGAUUUAGCUGCAUUUCUUAAUGUUUUCUGGUUUAAUUUUUUUAAAUGAUGGAUAAAAGCAAAAUUUUGGAUACUGAGAAACAGAAUUCUAUUGAACUUCCAGCUCUCAUCAAACAUAUAUCAUCAAAUGAAGUGGCUGGCUUUGAUAAUGUUGAGGAGACUAUAUUUCUAAAGCCAAUUGACCUUCAACCAAUAAAUCCAUCAUCUAAAGGAAUUGAAACGGCUGAUUUAGAAAGCAUAGUUGAUGAAUCUGAGCCCCGAAUUCAUCAAAGCGUUUAUUCUGUUUCUAUUAGCAUGCCACCAUCACCAAUGGAAAUUCAUUUACAGAACAGCGAAAGGAUGAUAUUCAGUGGCGAAACAAGUUUCAACAAUGGAAUUCCAAAUUCUUCCGCUGAGACUGAGAGUGCUGGCAGCGAACUGCCAAAAGUCAUAAAAUGUCACUCUCAGCCAAUACUUCAUAGCUCUGACCUUGAGGAGGCAGUUAGCACAGGAUGUAUUUCUUAUCAUCCAGGUAUUGAAAGGUUGAAAGAUAGAAGGUUUGAUACUUUCAAAACAUGGUCCUGGAAGCUUGAUAGGCAGACACCAAGUGCGGCGCUAGCAAAGAAUGAUAAUAAUGCACAAAAUGUAGAAAUUGAACGUUUGCCUGCAGACCGAUACUUUGAUGCACUCGAAGGGCCAGAGUUAGACACCCUUAGAGAUUCAGAGGAAAUACUUCUUCCAGAAGACAAACAAUGGCCAUUUCUUCUCCGGUAUCCAGUUUCUUCAUUUAGCAUAUGCCUCGGUGUUAGCAGCCAAGCAAUUUUGUGGAAGGUCCUUCCUACCUCAUCCUCCACAAAAUUUCUACACUUAAGCUUAACACCAAAUCUAGUUCUGUGGUGCAUUUCUGUUGCUCUUGUAGCUAUGGUUGCUUUUAUAUACCUUCUAAAAGUGAUCUUUUACUUUGAAGCAGUUCGUCGCGAGUAUUUCCACCCAAUUCGUGUCAACUUCUUCUUUUCCCCAUGGAUAGCCCUCUUGUUCUUAACUCUUGGAAUACCACCUUCAUUUGCUAACAAACUGAACCCAGCUAUUUGGUACAUUCUUAUGACCCCAAUCUUAUGCCUCGAGCUUAAAAUCUAUGGACAAUGGAUGUCAGGAGGCCAACGUAGGCUUUCAAAGGUAGCCAAUCCUGUUAACCAUCUAGCAAUUGUCGGGAACUUUGUGGGAGCAUUGCUAGGCGCAUCAAUGGGACUAAAAGAAGGACCAAUUUUUUUCUUUGCUGUUGGGUUGGCUCACUACGCAGUCUUAUUUGUAACUCUCUACCAGAGGCUUCCAACAAAUGAAACUGCAAUCCCAAAGGAUCUUCAUCCUGUAUUCUUUUUGUUUGUUGCAGCACCAAGUGUAGCUUCCAUGGCAUGGGCAAGAAUCCAUGGCUCCUUUGGUUACGGUUCACGAAUUUUGUACUUCAUUGCUUUGUUCCUUUAUCUCUCACUGGCAAUUCGGGUUAAUUUCUUCAGAGGAUUUAAGUUUUCUUUGGCAUGGUGGGCAUAUACUUUCCCGAUGACUGGUGCUGCCAUUGCAACCAUCAGGUACUCGAACGAAGUCACGAAUCCAGUAACACAAGCUCUGGCUGUCAUACUCUCUCUCACUGCCACGAUCAUAGUCACUAUUCUCCUCAUAGUAACUAUAUUGCAUGCCUUUGUGCUCCAAGACCUCUUCCCCAAUGACAUUGCAAUUGCCAUCAGUUAUAGAAGUCCUAAACAAAACAAGAAGUGGUUCCACCUCAGACAUGGAAACUCGGACACCAGGGACAUUGACAAAUUCUUGAAGUCAACAAGAAGUUUAGAAAAUAAAGAUUUAGAAGAUGCCAAGCUAUGAAGUUUGAAUAACGAUUACUUGUAUGAUAUAAAGUCCACUACUCGAACAUAUAAAUAUGGUAUUAAGUCCAUGCUCGAACAUGCGAGGAACAUAGCUUCGAAAUUUAAUAGUUCCCGUGAACAUAUGUCGAGUGAAAAGCACAUCUUAGUUAGUAAAGUAAUAAGAGUAUGUUAAAAAUA